GAAGCCCUGAGCCGCGUUACAACAACGAAACCGGGAAUAUUUUUUUAUCAAAUCCAACGGUCGAUCAUAUGCCCGCCUACGAAUUCAUACGCCGUUGUUGGGAUAUGUAUCUCCCUUCCGAAACGAGUAUCCUCUCUCCUACUUUUUAAUUUUCUAUAAAGCGAGCCGAUCCCUUCAUUCUCCUCCUCCUCUUCCACCAUUUCCCUUUGCUAUUCUCAGCGCCCAAUGGGUACGGCGGUUCUCCGAUCCCACGAUUGCCUGAAAGGCCGCCUCCAUCUGGAGGCCUUCGGAUCCCGUCCCCCGCCGCCGGUAAAACCCUCGCGGAAGAAACCCCCACGUUCCUCCCCCUCCCCCUCGACCUCCCCGCCUCCUCCACCGCCGAAGGAUGGCCGGAGUCACCAGACGCGGCCAGCCCAGCCGUCGCCGCCUCCACAGCCGACGAAUCACACACGACCCAACCCCCCGCGGUCCGUCCGGAAGACAGGGUUCCCUGGCAAGGAGAACGCUGGCGACACCCAGAUCCGGCCGCGUAGGCCCCUCGUCAUGGAGGAGGUCACGAUCCUGAAACGCGGGGACGAACUGAAGGCUUUCGGGCCCCCGGCCGAGGAUCGGCGGUCGGACGGCGAUGAAUCGCUCCUCUGCUCGACUAAUCGGCUGGGCCCCGACCCGGAGAUCCUCCCGAAGAAGAUCGGGUUCGCCGAUCUGGGGUCCGUGUAUGCCGGGCCGGCCUUCUUCGCAUCCCCGUCCCCGAGCUCGCUCCCUUUCCCGGCUUCCUUCCUGAAAAAGGUCGGCGGUGAGGCGAUCACGAGCGAUGAGGCCACGAGGAGCCUCCGGUGUCUGCUGCGGCUCGAUAAUCUCGCUUGACGGUCAGGUGCUCGUCUCUUGCUUUAGAUUUUCUUCGCUGGAUCGAUGGUUUAUGGUGAUUGUGGAAUGGGAAAAUUGGAUCUUGGUGGUGUGUACACGAAUCCCAGGUCUAUUUGAAGGAAAAAAAAGGGAUUUUGGAAAUGAUGCUUUGACGAAGGCAGGACAAUAAAGGUCUUUGUGGAGAGACUGAUCGUGAUCGUCUCUUUGAUUGGCGAGGGCUCCUCAUCAUCUCUAUUAGGGUUUCUCCUAUUCGAAGAUCUUCCUCUAUUUUUUCAAAAGGAAGACAUGGAAUUGGAGAAUGAAGGGCCAUGCUAGUCUUAGAAGAACCUAUUUGGUGUUUAUCUUGUUCUAGGUAUUUGGGUGGUGCAAGUAGCCAGUUAUGGCAUGUAAUUUUAGAAGGUGGGAUAUGUUAGUGUUAUUUGUGGGUAAGGUGGUACUCUGCCGAUAGAAGAUGUUAUGGGUUAGUUUUGCAUUAGAAGCUGGUAGAUUUGUUCAGUAUUGUACCUAUUUUAUCUCAAUAAUAGUUUGCUGUUUAUUUGCUAUUUUUUCUGUGAAAGUCGGUAAUGUUGGAUAUGUAUUUGAAUUUGCUAUUGAUAUUUAGGAGGAAUAUGAAAUGUGUGUGGAUUGGCA
This is a messenger RNA of Phoenix dactylifera (date palm), 1494 nucleotides long. RefSeq lists its product as uncharacterized. The record is from RefSeq and is a predicted model, not a curated record. NCBI's taxonomy places the organism in Eukaryota, Viridiplantae, Streptophyta, Magnoliopsida, Arecales, Arecaceae.